Molecule: messenger RNA, 801 nt
Organism: Miscanthus lutarioriparius
Lineage: Eukaryota; Viridiplantae; Streptophyta; Magnoliopsida; Poales; Poaceae
Source: the annotation of a GenBank genome assembly
AUGGGCCGCAAGUUCUUCGUCGGUGGCAACUGGAAAUGCAACGGAACCACAGAUCAGGUCGAGAAGAUUGUCAAAACCCUGAAUGAAGGACAGGUUCCCCCUUCAGAUGUUGUUGAGGUCGUUGUCAGCCCUCCUUAUGUCUUCCUUCCUGUGGUCAAGAGCCUGCUGCGCCCAGAGUUCCAAGUUGCUGCUCAGAACUGCUGGGUGAAGAAGGGAGGUGCUUUCACUGGUGAAGUCAGUGCUGAGAUGCUCAUGAACCUUGGUGUUCCCUGGGUCAUUCUUGGACACUCUGAAAGGAGAGCUCUGCUGGGGGAGAAUCGAAUGAGGUAUGAUCCAGGUUGCAUCUUAUGCAACAUGUUUCUCUUUGUUGGAGACAAGGUUGCUUAUGCCCUGUCUCAGGGACUGAAGGUCAUUGCAUGCGUUGGUGAGACCCUUGAGCAGAGGGAGGCUGGGUCAACCAUGGAAGUUGUUGCUGCACAAACAAAAGCAAUUGCUGAGAAGAUCAAUGACUGGAGCAACGUAGUUAUUGCCUAUGAACCAGUCUGGGCUAUUGGAACUGGUAAAGUUGCCACCCCAGCUCAGGCUCAGGAAGUGCACGCAUCCCUGAGGGACUGGCUAAAGACCAACGUCAGCCCUGAGGUUGCUGAAUCUACAAGGAUCAUCUACGGAGGCUCUGUAACUGCUGCGAACUGCAAAGAGCUGGCAGCACAGCCUGAUGUCGAUGGUUUCCUUGUCGGUGGAGCUUCUUUGAAGCCCGAGUUCAUCGACAUCAUCAACGCAGCCACCGUGAAGUCCGCUUAA